UUCAUCAUCACAUUUACUUCUGUUACAGUUUUCAUGUAUGGCAAUGGAAUUUUACUAAACUCAUUCCUCCCAUCCCUCCUCCAUGUUUCUCCAUUGUCUCAUUGCAUUUGCAGAAUCUAAAAAGAUGUUAACAUGUUUCUUGGAAAUUAAAGUCACUAUAAUAAUGGAAGAAUUUUUUUUCAAACAGCAAAAGUGAUUUUGUCUGUGUGUUUAUUAUUGAUUUUUCCAAGACUACAAACACUCAUUUCUCUUUUGUUACAGGCAUUACGCAUACGAGUAUGAAUCAGCACCGACAGUGCCUGCGGGCACUCUGCAGGCUAUGUGGCUUGGAACGAGCUAUUCCAAGUGACCGGCAACCGGUGGAUAAGAGGCAGCUAGGGAAGGUCAUAGAGAGUGCUUUUGGUGUAAGGAUCCAAGAGGAUGAUGAUGAUCUUCAUCCCCCCUAUGUCUGCAAGGUGUGCCACUUAUAGCUGAGGAAAUGCUGGCCGAAACAUCAGAAAAAAGUAAAAGCCAACCUCAAUAUUGAGGUACACACCUUUGAGCAGCUAUCUUGUGACAAGUGUGAUGUGAAGUUGCAAGAUGAAGGGAAGUUGCCAAAGUGGAAGGCUGUGGCGGAGAGAUAUGGCCUUCUGACAUGGUGUAGUGAUGAGUUGCUCCAGGUAAUGCAGAUGAGCAGGGAGGGACGCCCUUCGCUUUUCUUCACCAUAAGAAAGGAUUUGACAUGGCAGUUAGUCGUUGCUGGGACGCCGGUACCUCCGGGCAGUCAUAUUUGCAGGGGUAUUCCCGACAUCCUGGAUUCCAUUCAUGUAGAUGAAAUUUUGUCCAAUAUUUCAUCCCUUGUGGUCUGUGAAAGGAAUGCAGAUUUCUUGGAUCUGAUAGAGGCGAGGAAGGGGAGUCAGGGUGAGGUACCAGUCCGAGUUUCAACCAAUGAUGUUGUAAAUGAGGGUGUAAUACGCCACAAGCAUUGCCUGCAGAUGAGUGACCGGAGCCCUUGAUGUAAUGUGUGUCAAAUAUACAGUUCCAAUCUCAAUGCCCUACAUAGCCAACAGCGGAUGAAAAUCCAUCAGGAAAUUACUCCAUCAUCCACCAUCCCAAAUGUAAAAAUGACGAGGAAGCAGCUACAGCAGAAGGUGACACAGCUGCAGAUGGAAAGGCAAAGUCUGAAACGUCGAGUAAAUGCCUUGGAAGAAAGAGUGGCAACUAUAAUCCGUGAAGACUGUAUUGGGGUCGACGAUCUUCAAAAUGAGAUCAGCAGAUCAAUGCAAAGCUGUGAUGCUGAGAUGAUCAAGGCCCUGGGCAAAGACACCCCGGCUCAUUUGUUGUGGGAGAAACAAAAAGAAUCAAUGAUGAAAGGAAACAGAUGAAGUGGCACCCUGCAGUCAUUCGCUGGUGUAUUGCGCUUCAAAAUAGAUCAUCCUCAGCCUAUAACCUGAUACGGCAGACGGGUUUCAUCAGAUUGCCACACCCAUCUACAUUACAUCCAUACAGCCUUUUUGCCAACCACACAACCGACUUUAAUUUUGAUAUGCUGGCAAGGGUGGUCAAAGAUUACAAGCUUCAUGCUAGGCCAGAGCAUGAAGCUUGUAUAUCUCUGCUCUUCGACGAGAUGAAGGUGAAGGCAGGUCUUGUCUUUUCGAUAAAGUCUGGCAAAGUGAUCGGAUUAACAGAUGUUGGGAGCCUGGCAAAUGAGUUGGCCAGCUUUGAAAGGAAAUGCCGGGGUGAUACGGAGCCUGACACUGCCACCCAUGUCCUUGUGUUGAUGGUACGUGGAAUCUUCAUGAGUCUGCAUACCCCAGUUGGGUAUUACCCAACAGUUGGUGUGACAAGCCACCAACUGUUUCCAUGCCUUUGGGAGGCAAUUCUUCAUUUGGAGGUAGCUGGUUGGAAGGUGCGGGCCCUCGUCUCUGAUGGAGCAUCGCCUCAUCGAAAAUUCUAUCAUCUCCAUCAAGACCGCGGUUCAUCUGAUGAGGUUGUUUACUUCACACCCAACCCCUUUGACACGACCAGACGUAUACAUUUUGUCUGUGAUGUCCCUCAUCUCAUCAAGACAACCAGAAACAACUUUGAGAAUUCUAGCUAUCACAACAAGACAAGGCUCCUUUGCUACAACAAACAACCCAUCGAGUGGACCCAACUGCUUCAGAUGUAUGAGUGGGACAUGGGGCUGGAACGACACUCUCCAGGACUUCGACGUCUACACAAGUUGACGUAUGAGCACUUGCAUCUCACGCCUGCAUUGAGAAUGAGAGUGUACAUGGCUGCACAGGUCCUCAGCUCUACAGUCGCAAAUGCCUUCGAGUCGCAUGGGAAAACUGGAGCAACAUCUACAGUCAAAUUUCUGCGGAUGUUUGAUCAGAUGUUCGAUUGUUUGAAUGUUUCAAACACACAUGCUGCAAGACACCUGAGGAAACCUUCACUAGAACCAUACAGGAGCUCUACAGACUGGCGCUUUGAGGUUAUCAUUGGCAUCUGAUUCUGAUCAUCUUGAUGAAUCCUCCUCUGAAGAGAGUGGCUCGGAUAACCUAAGUAACUUGAGCGAUAGUGGCAUGACUUUUGAGGAAACUGACAGCAAAGACUCAGAGUCAGAGGGGCAUCAUCACCUGUGCGAAAGAAACGUCCCCUGCAUUUUCAUAUCACUUGUCCAAUGCAUUUACAUGUACAUGUACAUGUAUACCCAAAACAUCUUGCAGAAUUUAUUAGAGUUUAUUUAUUGAUCCAGUUUAGAGCAGUCUUUGAAGUAGUCUUUCAAACUAUAUACUUUUA
Molecule: messenger RNA, 2763 nt
Organism: Acanthaster planci (crown-of-thorns starfish)
Lineage: Eukaryota; Metazoa; Echinodermata; Asteroidea; Valvatida; Acanthasteridae
Source: RefSeq, a predicted model, not a curated record